Molecule: messenger RNA, 2381 nt
Organism: Aquila chrysaetos chrysaetos
Lineage: Eukaryota; Metazoa; Chordata; Aves; Accipitriformes; Accipitridae
Gene: NKX3-2
Product: NK3 homeobox 2
Exons: 2
Coding region: 244-1131 (295 amino acids)
Biological process (GO): cell differentiation; regulation of transcription by RNA polymerase II
Cellular component (GO): nucleus
Molecular function (GO): RNA polymerase II cis-regulatory region sequence-specific DNA binding; DNA-binding transcription factor activity, RNA polymerase II-specific
Source: RefSeq, a predicted model, not a curated record
CAGCGCCCGCGCCGCCAGGGACCCGCGGCGGCGCCCGGCGGAGCGCGGCGCGGCGGCCCCGGCCCUAUGGGCGGGCGGGCCGGCAGCGGCGCAGAGAGGCUGCCCCCGCUGGCGCCCGCCCUCCCGGCGGCAGAGAAGGGCCCGGCACCGGCACCGGCGCGGCCGCGGCCGGCGAUGCGGUCGCCCAGCUGAAAGGCGCGGCGCGCUCCGCUGCUCGCCCGCGGGGCCGCCCGCCGCCGGGCCAUGGCCGUCCGCGGCGGCAACGCCCUGACGCCUUUCUCCAUCCAGGCCAUCCUCAACAAGAAGGAGGAGCGCGCCCGCCACGCGGCGGGGCGGCCGCCGGCCCCAGGGGCGGCCGGCGGAUGGCGGCUGUGCGGCGCCGCCGAGGGCCCGCCGCUCCCCUCGCCCGCCGCCGCCGCCCGCGCCCCAGCCCCGCGGACGCCGGCGGGCUGGGACUCGGACUCCGCGCUCAGCGAGGACCCCGAGGGCGAGCGGCGCUCCGAGGAGGAGGGCGCCGGCGGUAGCGCCCGCACCGCCGAGGACGCGGGCGGGGGGCGGCCGGCGGCGGCGGCGGAGGAGGAGGCGCAGCCCCCGGAGGCGGUGGAGCGGGACGCCGCCGGCCUCAGUGACAGCGAGAUGUCGGCCGCCGUCUCCGAUCGCAGCCCCCCAGAGGAGGAGGACGGAGCGGGCAAGUGCGGGAAUCUGCUGCCGGGGGAGGAGGAGGCGGCGGCGCCGAAGCCGCGGAAGAAGCGCUCCCGCGCGGCCUUUUCCCACGCGCAGGUCUUCGAGCUGGAGCGGCGCUUCAACCACCAGCGGUACCUGUCGGGGCCCGAGCGGGCCGACCUGGCCGCCUCGCUGAAGCUCACCGAGACGCAGGUGAAGAUCUGGUUCCAGAACCGGCGCUACAAGACCAAGCGGCGGCAGAUGGCCGCCGACCUCCUGGCCGCCGCCCCCGCCGCCAAGAAGGUGGCCGUCAAGGUGCUGGUGCGCGACGACCAGAGACAGUACCACCCCGGCGAGGUGCUGCGGCCACCCUCGCUGCUCUCCCUCCAGCCCUCCUACUACUACCCCUACUACUGCCUGCCCGGGUGGGCUCUGUCCACCUGCGCCGCAGCCGCCGGCACCCAGUGAGGGGCACACGUACAUUACCCGCUCCCCCCCGCCUCCAACCUCCCCCACCGCACACACUGGCAGCCAGGAAACCCAUCUCCCCUCUGCCACCCCCCCCCAGCCAGCCAGCUUCUCAAAUCCAGAGCCCCAGCUGCAGUUCUCAGUGCCUUGGACAGUAUUUAUUAUUAUUAUUUUAUUGUUAUUUUUAUUAUUAAUAUUAUUUGGAUGGUUCCUCACCCUCUCCUCUUCCAACGUAGGACUUCUCGGCCACCCCCGCCCCGACCCUCACCCCGUCCCCACCCCGCCAGCCGAGGACUCUCGCGAUUCGGCACGACUAGUUCAUGGUAUCCAUGUUGUCAGUGUAUUUGGUGUAGACUUUUUGUUUGUUUGUUUUAUUUCGCUUCGGAUUCGUAGAGACUCGAUCUUGUGUGGGAGAGAGAAAGAGAGAGAAAAAAGGAGAGGAAAAAAAAAAAACCAACCCACAAAACCAAAUGCAGCUCAAAAGAGGAGAUCAAGGACUCCCUCGGUGGAUUGUAAGGAAGAUUAUUUUUGACGUCUGUUUGAGUCCUUGGUCUUCCAACUCAUUGCAAACUGAGUGUGCCUUGUAUGGUGCUGAAUGUAAGGAAGCCUCUUUCAGAUCCCCCCUGCUUUUGUUGCCCAUGUUAUUGCUGUACUCCAUGAUCCCUGGCAAAGGAUAAAUAUGUCACAAAAGGGUGAGACUUAUAUCGAAACCCCAGACUUCUUUUCCUUUUUUCCUGAGAUCUUUCCGUGUUCGGGGAGGGAGGAGUUAUGGAUUUUUCGCACUUUCCAGUUGUAUUAAAGUUGUUGUUAUUAUUAUUUUUAUAUUCAAUGUGAAUAUUUCUAGUCAGGCUUUUUAAGAAAUCGAUGUAACGGGAAAUUUUAAUACCAUCAGUGCCUUUUACAGUUCUUCUGCAGACCUCUCCUUCAGGGGCGGGGAUUUCUGAUCUGCUCAGCAAUGUAAUUACAGUCUCUUUCUUUCAAGGUAACUCACUGCUUUUUUUCUUUUUCCUUCUUUUUUUUUUUUCCUCCCUUUCUCUUGUAAUGGCACUGUGCACUCAACUAGAUUAUUUACUUCAAAUGAAUUGUGAAUGUUUGUAAGCUACCCGCUGUACUUUUUUUUUUUUUUUUAAUUUAUAAACUUUAGUUUAACACUUAGCUCUGCCGCUUGUGUCGUUUCUGAAAGCGGAUACGGAUUUCCCCAGCAACUUUUUCCCCGCAGCAGACUUCGGGCUGUAGUACGGGCCACGUCC